Molecule: messenger RNA, 1366 nt
Organism: Pomacea canaliculata
Lineage: Eukaryota; Metazoa; Mollusca; Gastropoda; Architaenioglossa; Ampullariidae
Exons: 5
Coding region: 267-1115 (282 amino acids)
Molecular function (GO): protein binding
Source: RefSeq, a predicted model, not a curated record
UGAGUAACCUGUAUACCCUAUCUCUGUGUUCACUGUUCAUGGCCAUGGUUGCACGUGGAAGUGUAUCUGUUACAAGCUGGGUACAUUAGAACUGUGUGUGUAAUGUAUCUACAUCAACACUUCUGUAGACAAGGUUGAUCGCACGAGACACGCUGCACGUCUGUGUCCGGGGUUCUCCUCCCCUGUGGACUGUGAAUAACGAAGAAAACAGUGAAGUGUAGUAUGAGACUUCACACUACUACACAGACAGAGGACUGUUAGGUGGAAUGCUACAUCCUGUCCCGGAAGUUGUUCAGAACGUGAUGUCACUUCACGGAGCCGCAGAAAUACGAGUUUGGUUCUGUCUCUCCCUCCUUCACCUCGCGGCAGCGUCCACAGUUAACAUAGAAAAUUACUGCAACCACCAAGUCCUCGUCGACGAUGCCAGCCAGCUCAUCGUCAGCAACUGGACGUUGGUGCGAGAGAACAGUCCGUGCUGGGUGACUGUGACGUCAGCAUCCCCAGGCCGCUCUGGUCGCUUCUUUCUCUCCCUGAUGGACUUCCGCCUUCCUGGACCCAGAUGCCUGCAUGAGCGCUUGGACAUUGUGGACAGCGACUCCAGGACCAGGCUCACCCCCAGCAACGGGCUGUGCGGGGCGCCCUCCGCUCACCUGCAGUUUGUGUCCACCAACCAAACAGUCUUCCUCGUGCUGUCGUCCAACGACACGUCAGGUGACCUCCACUUCCGGCUGCUGGCAGUGCGAUUUCACACACAACCGUGUGACCAGUCCACUGAAUUCGGCUGCGACAAUGGGCGGUGCAUCUCCAGCCAGCUGCGCUGCAACGGCGACAACAACUGUGGCGACGACAGCGACGAGACGGACGGCUGUCUCAUGUCCUCCACCGUCAUCGCCAUCAUCGCCGCUACAACCACCGCUCUCAUCUUGACAGUGGUAGCAGUGUCCGUAGUCCAUUUCCGACGACGAAGCAGCGGAGAGCUAUGGUGGGGAGGACCUCAUCUCAUGGCAGGAGCUGGCGCCAUCAACGAGGACUCUCCCCAACCAACGAGGAGGUUACUUGGGAACAGCAAGCAGACGUAUGGCACACAAGAGCAACUGCCUUUCCCAACAGACUAAAAGGACAACUGCGGUGAAAUUUAUCAAUAAUGAAGCGUUUGAUGCAACAUCGCCAAAAACACAUAGCAAUGUUUACAAAAAUACCUCUGACAUUUCUGUUACCUUGAAACCACACCUGGGUUUUUUGGAAACCAGCCAAUGGGCAGGAAGUGAUGACAUGUUACGAUGUUUGUAAAUAAUGAUAAACAAGCACAAGAGCUGUCAAAUGAGAAAAUAGCACUUCAAGCAGAUUAAAGUUGACCAAGAUGGUC